CUCACUCAGCUUCUAGCCGCUACGCUACCUCACUCCUCACUCCUCAGAGCAGCAUCUUCGCCUGCUCUUGCGCCUUUUCCGCUCGCUCGCUCGCUCCCUGCCUUUGGAGGUAAGCUAAGCCUAGGUGGUAGGCGUAGUGGCGGCUAGCGGGCUACGGAGGGAGGGGGAGCCACUGCCCCAGCGAGCAAGCGUGGCGUCGUCGGGGAGGCGCUACCCAUCGGUCUCCGCGGCCUACGCGGACUGGAUCGCGUCGGCCGGCGGCGACGACCUCUCGCUCGGCUUCAAUGCCGCUGGCGCGUCCGCUGCCGGGCUCUGGGGCCACGCGUCGCGCCAGUCCCAAGCGCUCAACUACGGGAUAGCGUCUGCCGGUGAUGUCGGCAUGGUCGUGCUCACACCCACGGCAUCCUUCCACCACCAGAGGGCUGCUUCUGCGGCGGCGGCCGCGGACGGCGCCGACCCCGGGUUCGCGCUCCUCUCCGCGGAGCAGUGCGGGCUCGCCGGCCCUGGCGCUCCCAAGUCCGGCAGCGCCAUCCAGUUCUGGCAGUCGCACUCGCAACCCACCACGCCGCCGCCGGCUGCCCAAGCUGACAAGAAGCAACUCGCCUCCGCGGUGGACUACGGCGGCGGCGUCUCCUCCGGCUCCGGCGGCUCCACCACGUGCAACGAUUGCGGCAACCAGGCGAAGAAAGACUGCCCCCACCAGCGAUGCCGGACGUGCUGCAAGAGCCGCGGCUUCGACUGCACGACGCACGUCAGGAGCACCUGGAUCCCGGCCGCCAGGCGCCGCGAGAAGCAGCCGCUCGGCGGCGACCUGUCCCCUCCCGCCGCUCCUGCCACUGCAACCACCAAGAAACCCCGGCUCCACUCCUCCCAGACCACCACCACCACAACCACCUCCCGCACCUCCACCUCCAACGGCACCUCCUCGAGCCAACAAGACGCGCCGUUCAAGGACAGCCUGCCACGGCACGUGCGCGCGCCGGCGGUGUUCCGGUGCGUGCGGGUGACCUCCGUAGACGACGGCGCGGACGAGUUCGCGUACCAGGCGGCGGUGAGCAUCAACGGCCACAUGUUCAGGGGGUUUCUGUACGACCAGGGCGCCCACGACGGCCGCGCCAGCAACGACGAGCCCAGCCACGCACACGCAGCCGCGGUGCGCAGCAUCUCCGACCUCCACCUCGGCAACGCGAACGCCUCCGCGGUGCCGCCGGACAUGUACAACACCGUCAGCGGGGCGCUCAUUCUCGGCGGGUUGGGUUAUGGUAACAACAUGAACUGAAAACUAUUUUACUUCGCAGUGCUAGCUAGUAAGCCUGGUGCAAUAAUGGUAGCCAUCUUGUUACUACAUGUCACCUCAUUUCUUUCGUCUCAUCACCAGUAGUGAGUGGUACUACCCUGUCUUCCAUUUUGCUGCUGCAGCCUGCAUGCUGUGUGCCAGUGCCACAGCUAACUUCCAAGUCUUUUGAUAGUGGUAGAAGUUGGAAAGGAAAUGAAAGGAAAACCAGUCAGUAUUUCCAUGGUAAA
Molecule: messenger RNA, 1524 nt
Organism: Hordeum vulgare subsp. vulgare (domesticated barley)
Lineage: Eukaryota; Viridiplantae; Streptophyta; Magnoliopsida; Poales; Poaceae
Product: protein LATERAL ROOT PRIMORDIUM 1-like
Exons: 2
Coding region: 380-1279 (299 amino acids)
Biological process (GO): positive regulation of DNA-templated transcription
Cellular component (GO): nucleus
Molecular function (GO): DNA binding; DNA-binding transcription factor activity
Source: RefSeq, a predicted model, not a curated record